CCAUACAGCCCAUGUCUCCCAUUAAUCAGUCCAAAGUCAGUGAGUUUAUACUCAUGGGUAUUACUAGAGAUCCAACACUGCAACAUUACCUAUCCAUUUUGUUCUUGCUCAUAUAUCUUUUUACUGUGUUUGGCAACAGCACAAUCAUUUUCAUCAUUGUAAUCAUAAAUGGUCUGCACACCCCUAUGUAUUUCUUACUCGGCAAUUUGUCCUUUUCCGAUCUUUGUUAUUCUACCGUAGUUAUGCCAAAAACAUUGUAUGCUUUGUUUUCCAAACAUCGGGAAAUAUUUAUCUCAUAUACUGGCUGUGUGCUUCAGCUGUAUUUUUUUGCGGUGUUUGCCAGCACUGAAUGUUAUAUUUUGUCUGCAAUGGCCUAUGACCGUUAUGUGGCAAUAUGUCAUCCUCUGUUGUAUGCUCUUAUAAUGAACAAGAGAAGAUGUAUAAUUGUAGUGCUUAUUAUUUACAUUGGUGGUUUAUGCACAGGAGGGGUUCACACAUCUUCCACAUUUGUUUUGAAUUUUUGUGGACCUAACAUCAUCAACCAUUUUUACUGUGACAUUCCACCACUGAUGGAACUUUCUUGUUCUGAUACUUAUACCAGUAAGACAGUUAUAUUCGGUGUAGUCUCCUGCCUUGGGCUCCUUUCAGUUAUGGUCAUUUUAUUAUCAUACUUCUACAUUUUUUUUACUAUAAUGAAUAUCCGCACAUCAGAAGGGAAGCACAAAGCUUUUUCUACAUGUUCUUCCCAUCUUCUGUGUGUUGCCCUGUUUUACGGAACUGUUUUCUUCAUGUAUCUCCGUCCAGCUAACAACUAUUCUGCCAGUCAAAAUAAAGUGGUGUCUGUAUUCUACACAAUGGUCAUUCCAAUGAUGAACCCGAUCAUUUACACUUUAAGAAACAAAGAAGUUAUAGACACUGUGAUCUAUUUCCUUAAAAGGCUAUUGUAGCAGGGUCAUCCUGUCAGAGUUUAACGACAGGCCUGAAUUCCCGCUGGAACUUGAUUCACGUUUGUACAUAUGUAAGAUGCCUUUAAGAAGUUGUGCAUUGGGGGACUGCAAGUAGCGGGAGAUAUGGACUCCAUUGACUCUUAGAAGAAAAACAGACUACAUUUCCCACAAUGCCCUGCACUCUUGGAACAUGUGACACCUCCGUACAGACUUAUGGGGUAGGCUACUUAAGGAAAGGGAGGGGCUGAUCUCUCUCUCUCGGGACCUGCAUCUUCUCCUCUGCGGAGCUGUGGAGGAGAGCACAGCCGCGCUUCUAG
This is a messenger RNA of Rana temporaria (common frog), 1264 nucleotides long. Its product is annotated as olfactory receptor 1019-like. Gene Ontology annotation, biological process: G protein-coupled receptor signaling pathway; sensory perception of smell. The coding region runs from base 12 to 947 and encodes 311 amino acids. Gene Ontology annotation, molecular function: G protein-coupled receptor activity; odorant binding; olfactory receptor activity. The transcript has a single exon. The record is from RefSeq and is a predicted model, not a curated record. NCBI's taxonomy places the organism in Eukaryota, Metazoa, Chordata, Amphibia, Anura, Ranidae. Gene Ontology annotation, cellular component: membrane.